AUGGAGCAACAGCUCACUUUGCAUGUGCAUGAUUUAAAAUCCACAAGGUUGAUAGAUGGAAAACAGAUCAACAUUUUAGUUAUUUAAAUUAAAAGCCACUUUCAAGGUCUUUACAGGAAAUUAAAGAAACAUCCAAAAAAUCAAAGGAUGGCUGCUGUAAGGAACCCCUUCUGGACAUUAAAUUGGACCAUAUAAUUGUGGAUGAACUUCACCUCCUUUUAAGAAUAGUUGAUUUGUUAACUGCCAAUUCAACAACAGAAAUUAUUGAUUAG
Molecule: messenger RNA, 272 nt
Organism: Pocillopora meandrina
Lineage: Eukaryota; Metazoa; Cnidaria; Anthozoa; Scleractinia; Pocilloporidae
Source: the annotation of a GenBank genome assembly